Cotesia congregata is the source of this 594-nucleotide messenger RNA. The record is from the annotation of a GenBank genome assembly. NCBI's taxonomy places the organism in Eukaryota, Metazoa, Arthropoda, Insecta, Hymenoptera, Braconidae.
AUGGGAACUCUGUCUGAAGCAACUGGUGGAGCUGGAGGAAAUCCGAAUAAUCCGGGAGCAAAAGAUCAAAAUAUCUAUGAAAAUCGAGCCGGUACUAAAAAAUUAAUAAGAGUUGUAACAGUAAUAGCAUAUUUGUUUUCAUCUGUAAAUACAAUUAAAUUGAGAAAUCCAAUAAUUGAAAAAAUAUACCAUGAGAGUGACAAGGUUACGACGACUUCUGAUUUACAGACGAGUAUUUAUGAUAUCAUUAAUAAACAUCUUGAUCCUUCAAAUGAUGAUAAAAAAACUACUGAUAAAUCAACGGUAUUUACAAAAAUUGAAAAUACUACUGAAACAACUGUUUUGCUUACACCGUCAACAGAAAUGAAUAAAUAUUAUGAAAAAGACGAAAAUAAUUUUACAUCUACAUCUACAUCUACACCUACACCUACAACUAAAAUUGAGUUUUUGAAUAAAAUUUUUGACAAAAAUCGACAACCACCGGAAAAUAAUCAGCUAAAUACUGAAAUUACUACUGAUGAAUCAAAUUAUCAAACGACUGAAAAUUUGUACUUCCAAGGUAAAAAAAAAAUAUAUUUAGAAAUAUUAAUAUAG